GCAGAGCACCGGCGAAACGCGAAACGCUGUAUAAAAUCUACGUGAGGCCAACGCAUAGGAUUAGUCAGGGUUCUGAUUUCAGACGGUGUGAAACGGUGUGCUUUUCCUGCAAGAUGGCUAAAUUAGUGUUGAUCGUUAUGGCUCUCUGCCUUGUGCAGGUUUCAAUCGCACGUAGUAUCAGAGAGGCACCAGUGGAAGACACUUCCCUGCUGAAGACAUUGACCGAUUUUGGAACUAAGGUUCAGCAGGCAUUCACCGAGACUCAGCAGACCGUUCUGAAAUCACUUGGAUUCCAGACAAACGAAGAGGUGCUGGAAACAAUCCAGAAAAACACUAAUAAGUAUGUUGAACAGCUCAAGUCCAUUCAAACGACCCUGGAAGGAGAAGCAAAGAAACACUCGGAAACACUUCUCGAUCCGAUUGUUAAGGAUUUGAACGCAAAGAUCGCAGAAGCUACGAAUAAACUGAGCGAACAGAAUCCGGAGGUAGUCCAGAAGGCCAAAGAAUACCAGGCGUCCGUUCAGACUAACAUCGAGUCAGUGUUGAGUGAAGCUCAGAAGACUGGUGAGCGCCUGAAAGAAGAAGGUCGUGGUGUAAGUGAACAGAUCCAGACCGCUCUGAAACAGUUGUACGAUGUUUCCAUUCAGACGUUGCAGAAGACAACACAGGAGCUCGAAGCAGCCAAGCAGUAGAGUAGUGUUUCCAAUAUUGUGUAUAAAUAUCAUAAGAAAGGUGAAACUGAUUAGUAUCAAUAAAAGAUUCAACUGAUCAAUCAGUAGACAACAUUGCA
Messenger RNA from Toxorhynchites rutilus septentrionalis, 790 nucleotides. RefSeq lists its product as uncharacterized. Bases 114 to 692 code for a protein of 192 amino acids. Gene Ontology annotation, cellular component: extracellular region. Gene Ontology annotation, molecular function: lipid binding. Lineage: Eukaryota; Metazoa; Arthropoda; Insecta; Diptera; Culicidae. The transcript is spliced from 2 exons. The record is from RefSeq and is a predicted model, not a curated record. Gene Ontology annotation, biological process: lipid transport.